AUGCCAACAAGUAUGAUAGAAACCACUGUAUUGAAUACACAAUCGACGACUUCAUCGCCAUCCGGAUCCAGCCCAAAUUCAACAACAGAUUACCCUUCUCUAAACAUUGCUAUAGGAGUUGGGAUAGGGGUCGGUAUGGCAUUGGUUCUUUUGAUCGUUGCAUGUGUCCCUGUGGUUAAAUGGUGGAAACGACGCCGACAGGCUGCUCAUGGACAAUUUCAAUAUAAUCAUCAAACGCCAUCACAUCAGUCUCAAAAUCAAUAUCAGAAUCAAUUCCAGGUGUAUCAUCAGCCACCCCGGGAUAUACAAGCUCCCUACUUUUAUCCAGAGGCAGCUGGCGCCAAUCGAACUUCUACGAGUGGGUGUCCACCAGGCUUUCAUCUAGAAACGCCAGAUAGUACUUUUCAAACUCCAGUUAAUAGACUACCAAAUUCCUAUCCAGAGGACGCCGAUAGUGCUUAUCGAAAUCCUUCGAAUAGAUAUACCCCAAACUAUUUUCCAGAAGCAGUGGGAGUGAAUCAAAUGUCUACAAAUAGAUUUCCGCCAAACUAUUUUUCGGGGGCAAUUGGAGCGGAUCAGAAUUCUCCGAAUAGCCUUCCACCAAACUAUUCUCUGGAGGCAAUUGGAACGAAUCAGAAUUCUGCGAAUAGAGAUCCUUCCACUUUUUAUCCAGAGAGCGUCGAAAGAACCUAUCAAAGUCCUACCAAUAGACGUACAGCUGUAUUUGAAAUGAGUGAUAAGAGACAGACUGAUUCGUGGGUUAAAGAGAUGAUGAUAGCUAAUCAGGAAGAGCUAUGGAUGGAAUCGCCCAUACGAUAG
Botrytis porri is the source of this 819-nucleotide messenger RNA. RefSeq lists its product as uncharacterized. The record is from RefSeq and is a predicted model, not a curated record. NCBI's taxonomy places the organism in Eukaryota, Fungi, Ascomycota, Leotiomycetes, Helotiales, Sclerotiniaceae. The coding region runs from base 1 to 819 and encodes 272 amino acids. The transcript has a single exon.